GAUAAUAAAAUUUUAUCAGUGUCUUUUCCCCGAGUAUGUGAUUAAAGAUAUGCAGACGCCACUCUUUAUACUCGAUUCACUUUUCGACCUGUACCAGAUAAAAGAAAUGUUAGCACCUUUUGUUGGUGGUUGUAAGGAGCAAUGGGAUGAUUGCACUACCAAUUUAACACUAUGCACAUCAUCCCAACUUCAAAUAAUGAAAGAUCAUCGGACAGCGUUUUUAGAAACACUGCAAGAAGUCGAAAGCCCGUCGCUCGGAAUAUUUGUUCACACUUGCUUUCUUCAUACACACGUCCUCGACAAAGAUGGAUGGAGGUGCUCGUUUGUGGCGCGUAAUGUGUUGGCAAAGAAGACAAUCGAGGAGGCUAUUGAUGAUUGGUACUACGAUCGAAGCUCGUUUCAGCAGAUAGAUACUUAUACUACCGUGCCUAGAAAUUGUACUGUGUCACGUGAUAAUGACAUAAUGAACCAAAGAUGUUUGCACCCCAAGCACGUGCACCCCAUGUAUUAAGUUGUAUGAUCAACCAAUUAAUAAUAAUAAUAAUAAAAAAAUUAAUUAAAUAUUGAAUUUCUCUAUUUCUGUUUUUUUUUUUUAUUGUUAUUAAUGGCAAGAAUAUUAAAUUUCUCCAUUACUGCAAGAAACAAUACUGUCACUUAUUUAGAUUAAUUUUCAUAAACUUAAUUAUUAAAUAAAUGAAAAUAUUUAUAAU
Messenger RNA from Erythranthe guttata (spotted monkey flower), 710 nucleotides. The record is from RefSeq and is a predicted model, not a curated record. Lineage: Eukaryota; Viridiplantae; Streptophyta; Magnoliopsida; Lamiales; Phrymaceae.